AUGAUCGUCAGUCGGGCGCCUCCUCACUCCUGCCUACCCCUUCAGCUGGCGUUGACCCUGGCGUGCGUGGGGCUGGCCGUGACCCUGCCGGCGAAGUUGGACCAGGUUGCAGCCAGGGCGCAGGGCUACAACCUCCAGCCUCCUCAGCAGAGCGGCUACAACUACGAACCUCCACAGCAGCCAGCGAACCUGUAUGAGGUUCCGGCUGAGCCUUCAGGCCUGUACGAGACGCCCUCCACGGCAGCGCCAGCCCCGCCUCCUCCCCCUCCUCCUCCUCCUCCCCCUCCCCCCAGCGGCCUGUACGAGACGCCCCAGGCAUCGGAUCCCCGGCCUGUGAAGACGCCCGCCCCGACGACCGCCGCGCCAGCCAUGAUGGCGGGGAUGCCCUACGACUUCGGCUGGGGCGUCGACGACCCCGACUCCGGUAACCAGUUCUCGCAGAAGGAGGAAUCCGCGGCAAUGUUGUGA
Messenger RNA from Penaeus monodon (black tiger shrimp), 468 nucleotides. RefSeq names its product formin-like protein 16. Lineage: Eukaryota; Metazoa; Arthropoda; Malacostraca; Decapoda; Penaeidae. The record is from RefSeq and is a predicted model, not a curated record. The transcript is spliced from 3 exons. The coding region runs from base 1 to 468 and encodes 155 amino acids.